UUUGUUGUUUUGGUAAACGGAAAUGAACGAAAAUUGACAAAUGAGGAAGUUCUUCAGCAAUUUGAAGAUAUUAUAAAUGAGGAAAAAUAUGUUCUUGCUCUAUUUACAAAAUCAUGCUGUCAAUGCGUUGAAUGUGUAGAAACUGAAGCACUUUUAGCAUCUACAAGUCAUCAUUUGGAAGAUUCGUACGGUGUAAAAAUUGUAAAACUAAUCGAACAUAAAGUACUUCAAGAAAGAUAUGGAAUAAAGUCUUAUCCUACAGUUUUAUAUAUAAGAGAUGGAAUUCCUCUUCUAUAUGAUGGUUCCUUGGAACUUGAUGCUCUUUUGGAAGCUAUAGAAAAGAAUCGUGAACCACUGAUCAAAUCAUUAAAUGAUGAAAGUUUUGAACAUUUGACGCAAGCUGCUACAGGUGCAACAACUGGAGAUUGGCUAGUUUUGUUGUAUGUAAUUUGUUAUCAUGUUGGUGAUUUAAAUCAAUUAUGGUUGACUCGUAAGUGGAAAGAAACAAGUUACUCUUACAGUUAUAUCAUAUUAUUGAGCAGUGCUACAAUUUCUCUGCCCCAAAAAAAAGAAACAUCUGAUUCAUCACUUAAAAAUACACAGGCCAUAUGGUAUGAACUUUCUCAAGAUAAGAAACUAGAUGGUUCUUUGAGCUUUGUAGGACUUGUAGGAUCUUUACAAAGAUGUAAUCUUUGUAAAGUCUUACAAAGAUUACAUCUUUGUAAAGUCCCAUAA
Centruroides sculpturatus (bark scorpion) is the source of this 735-nucleotide messenger RNA. RefSeq lists its product as uncharacterized. The annotation marks the transcript as partial. The transcript is spliced from 4 exons. The record is from RefSeq and is a predicted model, not a curated record. Lineage: Eukaryota; Metazoa; Arthropoda; Arachnida; Scorpiones; Buthidae.